UCGGCCCAGGCAUCGACCCGGGAGGAGUCGCGAUCCGGGCUGCUGUCCGCCGGGGCAGUGUCGGCGCCUCCGGCUGCGGAGCACGGCCGAGGAGGCGCAGCCCCCGGGACCCCGAGACCUGGGCGAGAUCCGCCUCCUGGAGACUCCACCCACCCUUGGGGAAGAGCCCAGAAAGAAGAUAUGGCUAUUGGACAGAGAGAAGCAAGGUCUCGAAUGUCAGUGACCUUCGAGGACGUGGCUGUGCUCUUUACGCGGGAUGAGUGGAGGAAGCUGGGUCCUUCUCAGAGACACGUGUACCAGGAAGUGAUGCUGGAGAACUACAGUAACCUGGUCUCCUUGGGACUCCUGUUUUCCAAACCAAAAGUGAUCUCCCUGUUGCAGCGAGGUGAAGAUCCCUGGAAGGUGGAGAAAGAAAGUCCUGGAGGCCCCUCCCUAGGAUGGAAAAGCAGUCACAAAACCACGAAGUCAACUCAAACGCAAGAUUCUUCUUUUCAGGAGCUGAUAAUGAGAAGAUCCAAAAGGCAUGGACCCUGGGACUUUAAAUCAGAAAAAUCCUGCAUUUAUGAAGACAGGUUAGAGAAAAAGCAGGAUAAAAAAGAAAGUAUUCAGGCAGUUUCAGUCACCCACAAAAAAAUCCUCACUGUAGAAAGAAGCCAUAAAAAUACAGAAUUUGGCCAAAACUUCAGCCCAAAGUCAGUCCUUAUUAGGCAACAGAUGGCUCCCAGAGAAAAAACACCACCAAAAUGUGAAAUACAAGGAAACAGCUUCAAACAGAAUCCAUAUUUGCUUAACCAACCAAAAAUCAACACAGCAGAGAAACGCUAUAAAUGUAGCAUAUGUGAGAAAACCUUCAUUAACACUUCAUCCCUUCGCAAACAUGAGAAAAACCACAGUGGAGAGAAAUUAUUUAAAUGUAAAGAAUGUUCAAAAGCCUUUAACCAAAGUUCAGCUCUUAUUCAGCAUCAAAUAACUCACACUGGAGAAAAGCCCUACGUCUGUAAAGAAUGUGGGAAAGCCUUCACUCUUAGUACAUCCCUUUACAAACACCUAAGAACCCACACUGUGGAGAAAUCCUAUAGAUGUAAGGAAUGUGGUAAAUCCUUCAGCAGAAGGUCUGGCCUUUUUAUACAUCAAAAAAUCCAUGCUGGAGAAAACCCCCAUAAAUACAAUCCAGGUAGGAAGGCAUCCAGCACAUCCCUUUCUGGGUGUCAGAGAACUCAUCUCAGGAAGAAGUCCUAUUUAUGUAAUGAAUGUGGCAACACCUUUAAGUCUAGCUCAUCCCUCCGUUACCAUCAGAGGAUUCACACAGGAGAGAAGCCUUUUAAGUGUAGUGAGUGUGGGAGGGCCUUUAGUCAGAGUGCCUCUCUCAUCCAGCAUGAGAGGAUUCACACUGGAGAGAAGCCCUAUCGAUGUAAUGAAUGUGGAAAAGGUUUUACUUCCAUUUCACGACUCAACAGACACCGAAUAAUUCAUACUGGUGAGAAGUUUUAUAACUGUAAUGAAUGUGGUAAAGCCUUAAGUUCCCACUCGACGCUCAUCAUUCAUGAAAGAAUUCACACGGGGGAGAAGCCGUGUAAAUGUAAAGUGUGUGGGAAAGCCUUCCGACAGAGUUCAGCUCUCAUUCAGCAUCAGAGGAUGCAUACCGGAGAAAGACCCUAUAAAUGCAACGAGUGUGGGAAAACCUUUCGGUGUAACUCAUCCCUCAGUAAUCAUCAGAGAAUUCACACGGGAGAGAAACCAUAUCGGUGUGAGGAAUGUGGAAUAUCUUUUGGCCAAAGCUCAGCUCUCAUUCAGCAUCGGAGGAUUCACACAGGAGAGAAGCCCUUCAAAUGUAACACAUGUGGGAAAACUUUUAGACAGAGCUCAUCACGUAUUGCCCAUCAGAGAAUUCAUACUGGAGAGAAACCCUAUGAAUGUACUACAUGUGGGAAACUUUUCAACCACAGGUCAUCUCUUACUAAUCAUUACAAAAUUCAUAUUGAAGAGAACCCCUAGAAAGUAGAUUUGCAUGUGUGAAAGCCUUAAACCAAAGCUUAUCAGAAUACACGAGUGAUACAACAAAUGUAAUGGAUAGGAAAAACCUUUCUGUAAUGUAGGGCUCAUCAGAUAUCAGCUUUCAAGGAUAAACCUUGACUAUAUAAUAGAUAAUGAGGAAAGUAGAAAAGUGUACAUGCCUGUUAGGUACUUUUGAAAAUAACCCAAAAUGAAAAUUUCACAAUUGGAGACAAUGACUCUGGGCAUUUGUAAAAUAAUUGUUCUCUUUCUACAGCAGUGUACACGAGAUACCAUAUGUGAUUAUCAUAAAUAUCUGGGUGAAGGGAGGUGUACACUGGAUUUCUCAUUAAAAAGAAACAUAAAUUGGUAAUACUUUUUUUUUACAACUAACAUGUAGUAGCAUAUAAAAGACGUGAUCAAAUUAUACACUUUUAGAGAAAAGGACCAAAUAAAAGAUUUUUUUAAAAAUUAGAGCUACGAACUACCUCUCUCUUUCUGGGGUUUGUCCUUUUCCUGACCUGAUGUCAAACUCUGUGCAUGGUUUCAUUUAAAAAUAGAAAUAAAAGUCUGUUCUCUUCA
Molecule: messenger RNA, 2574 nt
Organism: Nyctereutes procyonoides (raccoon dog)
Lineage: Eukaryota; Metazoa; Chordata; Mammalia; Carnivora; Canidae
Gene: ZNF354A
Product: zinc finger protein 354A
Exons: 5
Coding region: 181-1995 (604 amino acids)
Biological process (GO): regulation of DNA-templated transcription
Source: RefSeq, a predicted model, not a curated record